This is a messenger RNA of Aspergillus nomiae NRRL 13137, 1137 nucleotides long. Its product is annotated as cysteine hydrolase family protein. Bases 1 to 1137 code for a protein of 378 amino acids. The record is from RefSeq and is a predicted model, not a curated record. The transcript is spliced from 4 exons. NCBI's taxonomy places the organism in Eukaryota, Fungi, Ascomycota, Eurotiomycetes, Eurotiales, Aspergillaceae.
AUGGCAGACCCCACCGACCUGAACCUCGACGCUCCCAGCGAUCUUCAAGAUAUUCCAGAGAUGUCAAUGCAACUCCUUCCACCCCCCGAAGGAACAUUUCCUGACAAGGCAUCUCUUCUUGCAGCAGUGCAGGCACACGGAAAAGCGCACGGGUACAAUGUUGUAGUCAAGUCUUCCAGUACUCCCACCGAAAAGAAACCUGGACGGACCGCGAAGGUAUGGCUCAGAUGCGAUCGGGGCGGACACUACCGUCCGCGCAACGGCCUCACCGAGGAGACGAGGAAACGGCGGCGAACGUCGCGGUUGAUGGAUUGUCCAUUUAUGCUAGUCGCAGCUGGAACUCCUGGCAUUUGGACGCUGACCGUUCUAAACCCGACACAUAAUCACGGCCCAGUUGUCGAGAAGCCCCGGCAAGUUCCUCAUCACAAGGUUCGAAAGGGCCAAGUCGCGGCGGCACCGUAUGAUUGGCCGCAUGACGCGACUUUAACACCAUAUACAACUGCUCUGCUCGCCAGGUGGUUAUAUGGAAUAUCAAGCUAUGAUAUAUCAGCUGCCCAUGCACUUAUUCCUAAGCUACAACAUCUCCUGAAUGCGUUCCGAGCGUCUGGGUUUCCAGUCUAUCAUACACGCGAAGGUCACCGACCCGAUCUCUCCACUCUCUCAAGUCGGGAGGCGUACCGGUCACGGAAUAACGCUUCCGGGCUUGGGAUUGGGUCCCAGGGCCCAUUAGGUCGUCUCUUGAUCCGGGGUGAGGUUGGCCACGACACUGUCGAUGAACUGUAUCCGAUUCCCGGGGAGCCAGUCAUCGAUAAGCCUGGUCGCGGGGCAUUUGCCCACACUGACUUCGAGCUUCUUCUUCGGAAUAAAGGCAUCAAGAACCUGGUAAUCGCAGGAGUGACGACUGAUGUCUGUGUCUCUACCACUAUGCGCGAGGCGAAUGAUCGAGGGUUCGACUGCGUAAUCUUAGAAGACGGUACGGCGGCCAGUGAGCCUUCUCUCCAUGUGAGCACGAUUGAGUCGGUCAAAAUGGAAGGUGGAAUCUUUGGGGCGAUAGCCAAAGUCGAUGACAUAGUGCACGCUGUGGAAAACUUCAAGAAUAGCACCGUGAAGAAGUUGGCUCCUCAGAUGACAGUUUAA